This is a messenger RNA of Pongo pygmaeus (Bornean orangutan), 3262 nucleotides long. RefSeq names its product urocanate hydratase 1 (gene UROC1). Lineage: Eukaryota; Metazoa; Chordata; Mammalia; Primates; Hominidae. The record is from RefSeq and is a predicted model, not a curated record. Gene Ontology annotation, biological process: L-histidine catabolic process. Bases 55 to 2085 code for a protein of 676 amino acids. Gene Ontology annotation, molecular function: urocanate hydratase activity. The transcript has 20 exons.
AGUGUCUUCCUGGCCUCCCCACAGUGCUGGCCUCUGCCUCCAUCUCAGUCACACAUGUCCAGCCUCCAGGCGCUGUGCUCUGGCCUGCCCCUGCGGCCCCUCCCAGAGAACCGGGGACGCCAGGCUGGGGUGCCCCAUGCCCCAGUCAGGACCCCCAGCCUCAGCCCUGCGGAGAAACAGCUGGCGCUGAGGAACGCCCUGCGCUACUUCCCGCCGGAUGUCCAGGAGCUGCUGGCCCCAGAGUUUGCCCAGGAGCUGCAACUGUACGGGCACAUCUACAUGUACCGGUUUUGCCCUGACAUUGAAAUGAGGGCCUACUCGAUUGAGCAGUACCCCUGCCAGACGAAAGCAGCUGCCGCCAUCAUGCACAUGAUUAUGAACAACCUGGAUCCUGCCGUGGCCCAGUUUCCCCAGGAGCUGGUGACCUAUGGAGGAAAUGGGCAGGUGUUCAGCAACUGGGCUCAGUUCUGGCUGACCAUGUUCUACUUGUCGAAGAUGACAGAGGAGCAGACUUUGGUCAUGUACAGCGGGCACCCACUUGGCCUCUUUCCCAGCAGUCGCAGUGCCCCACGGCUUGUCAUCACCAAUGGGAUGGUCAUUCCCAACUACUCCUCCCGGACGGAGUAUGAGAAGCUCUUUGCCUUGGGGGUUACAAUGUACGGCCAGAUGACAGCAGGUAGCUACUGCUACAUCGGUCCCCAGGGAAUCAUCCACGGCACUGUGCUCACUGUGUUGAAUGCUGCACGUCGGUACCUGGGCAUCGAGGACUUGGCUGGGAAGGUCUUUGUCACCUCUGGGCUCGGUGGAAUGAGUGGGGCUCAGGCCAAGGCCGCAGUCAUCGUGGGGUGCAUCGGUGUGAUAGCAGAGGUGGAUAAAGCAGCCCUUGAGAAACGCUACAAGCAGGGCUGGCUGAUGGAAGUGACUGACAGCUUGGACCGCUGCAUCCAGAGGCUCAGGGAAGCAAGGAAAAAAAAGGAGGUGCUCAGCCUUGGUUACCAUGGCAACGUGGUGACUCUUUGGGAGCGCCUGGUCCACGAAUUGGACACGACGGGGGAGUGCUUGGUGGACCUGGGGUCAGAUCAGACAUCCUGCCACAACCCGUUCAAUGGCGGCUACUACCCCGUGCAGCUCAGCUUCACGGAGGCCCAGAACCUCAUGGCGUCCAACCCUGCUGUGUUCAAGGACCUGGUCCAGGAAAGCCUGAGGAGGCAAGUCUCAGCCAUCAACAGGUUGGCCGAGGAGAAGUUCUUCUUCUGGGACUACGGCAAUGCCUUCCUCUUGGAGGCCCAGAGAGCAGGAGCAGAUGUGGAGAAGAAAGGUGCUGGCAGGACAGAGUUCCGCUACCCUUCCUACGUGCAGCACAUCAUGGGGGACAUAUUCUCCCAGGGAUUUGGGCCUUUCCGCUGGGUCUGCACAUCGGGGGACCCCCAGGACCUGGCGGUCACAGAUGAACUGGCCACAUCUGUGCUGGAGGAAGCCAUUGCUGAUGGAGUGAGGGCGUCUGUGAAGCUGCAGUACAUGGACAACAUCCGCUGGAUCCGGGAGGCCGCCAAGCAUCGGCUGGUGGUGGGCUCCCAGGCAAGGAUCCUGUACUCAGACCAGAAGGGCCGCGUGGCCAUCGCUGUGGCCAUUAACCAGGCCAUCGCCUGCAGGAGGAUCACGGCGCCGGUGGUCCUGAGCCGAGACCACCAUGACGUGAGCGGCACCGACAGUCCCUUUAGGGAGACCUCCAACAUUUACGAUGGCUCUGCCUUCUGUGCAGACAUGGCUGUGCAGAACUUCGUGGGAGAUGCCUGUCGCGGAGCCACCUGGGUCGCCCUUCACAACGGAGGGGGCGUGGGCUGGGGUGAGGUGAUCAACGGGGGAUUCGGCCUCGUGCUGGACGGUACCCCGGAGGCCGAGCGGAGAGCCAGGCUGAUGCUCAGCUGGGAUGUCUCCAAUGGUGUGGCCCGGCGCUGCUGGUCAGGGAACCAGAAGGCCUAUGAGAUCAUCUGCCAGACCAUGCAGGAGAACAGCAGCUUGGUGGUGACACUGCCCCACAAGGUGGAGGACGAGCGGGUGCUCCAGCAGGCCCUGCAGCUCUGAGGGAGCCAGGAGUCGCGGCCCCUGCCUCCUUUCCUCCCUGGCGAUCCUCACCUGCCCAGCCAUGGCGCACACCCUUCCUGCACACCCACACCACCUGCACUUCUCGCACAUCCUCACGCGGCCCUUAUGGUGCCCUGUGCAGGGUGCCACCACAGCUUCAUUUUACAGACAGCCCCCUGAGGCCCAGAGACAUGCAGCUCUCUGUCCACGAGCAUGCCACUUGCAUGGGAGCCCUGAAGGCUGUCAAUGUCCAUUUAGGGACGAGUCCCAAGCCUGCCCGGGGGCCCUGCGGUGAACACUGGCCAAGCUCUCUCCGGCUGGGAUGAUCACACCCUCUGCCUCCUGGCCACCUGCCAGCCUCCAUGUCUGUCUGCUGCCCAUCUGCUGUCUGUGCAAGCACUUUCUGGACCCUUGGCACCCUGGGCUGCUGGCCUGGAGGAGUUCGUGAAGGAGGAUAGACCAGGAAAUAAAGGGUUCAACAGAGCUGUGUGCUGCACUGUGGGCUGGUGGGAUGGGCAGGCCGGGUCUGCCCUAAGGAUAAAUGAUCACUUACUGGGGAAGAAAUGAGAGAGCAGGGGCAUCCCCCUAGGCCAGCACAGCCUGAGGGGUACAGCAAAGGGGACCUCAGGAAGCAUGUUGGCCCCUGAGGCUGGAGUCUGGCACCCCCGCCCAAUCCCAUAGCCCGGCAAUGGCUGGGUCCAGAGCCUCGUGAGAGGUCACUGGGAUGGGGGAAGUGGCCUCUGUCAGGGCCAGGGCUCAUGAAUCUCAUUCCCUUAGCUGGGCAUGCAGCAGACGAACAGAUAACUCAUCCUAAACAGAGAAAUGAGAAAGAGCCUGUGGGGUGGGCCUCUGAGGGCCACAGAAAACCAGACACCCCACAUGUCUGUGGAUUGGAGGGGGCAGGCCACUGCCCUCUCCAGGACCAAGCCAGGUUCUUGGUCCUCACCCUCCCUGCACUCCGCAUCUCCUCCCCAGCAGCCAUUCUCACCUUUCCCUUGUGGACAAAAGCCUAGUUCUGUGUGGGCAGCAAUAUAGGGUAAAAAAACCACCUGAUUCUCCAGCCUUCCUUGCUGUGAGGAGGGACUGUUGGCCUAGUCCUGGCCCACGAGAUGAGGGCGGGGUCUGUGGGGCAGGGCUUCUUGAGAGCCAUCGUUUUUCUAAUAAAAUGGACAGAUCC